This is a messenger RNA of Portunus trituberculatus (swimming crab), 5434 nucleotides long. RefSeq lists its product as uncharacterized. The transcript has 6 exons. The record is from RefSeq and is a predicted model, not a curated record. Gene Ontology annotation, biological process: epidermal growth factor receptor signaling pathway. The coding region runs from base 527 to 1882 and encodes 451 amino acids. NCBI's taxonomy places the organism in Eukaryota, Metazoa, Arthropoda, Malacostraca, Decapoda, Portunidae. Gene Ontology annotation, molecular function: epidermal growth factor receptor binding; receptor ligand activity.
GCGUGGUGGCCUGUGGUCGCCAGCUGCCAGCAGCAGGCGGCCCACGAGGACGGUGGUCGGUGGAGGAGCGGCAGCCGCAGCGCCUCAGAUGAUGAUGAGUAGUGGCGGAGCGAGGUUCUGCGCGCGGCUCCUCCAUCCCUCCCUCUUACACCGUUUUUAAGUCACAUUUUCGAGGCCUGUGGAUGAAAUUAUUGGCAUGUUACACGAAUAUGAAACGCAGUGUGCUGCUCUGUGCACCGAUAUGUAACUUCCAAGUGCUCGGAGCGAAUUUGGAAGUUGUGAAAGUCUGCCGGAAAAGGCGCUUUUCUGUGCGUUUUGGUUCGCAGUGUUAAAACCACCGCCCCUCCCCCCUUACCACCACCUGGUGCCUCCCCGCUGGAAAGGGGCAGAAAACCACCGCUCACGCCCUGGAAAAUGUGCUUGCGACCCCCGGACCGUGUGAUUCCCUGUGCGUCCCUCUGACCGACGACUAUGAAUCCUGAUUAGCGGCCUUCGGUUCCCAGUGCUCCGAGAGGGUUGGAUCAGAAUGUGUAGUGAGGCGGGUGCCGGCGUGACUUCGUGCCGCCCACACCACCAUGGAGGGCCGCGUGAGGAGGCCCCCGCGUCCACCACCACUACCAGCACUGUGGAGGAGGUGUGGAAUCAAACUCAGCGGUUGAUGGAGGAAUCUGAACAUCUCUUCAGGAUCAUGACCCACGUCUGUUCUCACCCGCGGUCCGGCGGCCCCACCUGUCUGUGUGUCGCCCAGUACUCUCAAGGUUGUUGGCGACGAUGCAGUGUGGACGACGCCGAGGACGACAGACGAGGUGCCCAGCAGCAGCAGCAGCAGCAGCAGCAGCACUCCACGUGUUGUGAGGGGUGCAUGGGCCCCUGCAGGACCCAGCAGAAGGCGAGGGUGCAGCAGCAGCAACAGCAACACCAGCAAUACCAGAGGGAGGAAGAGCCGUGCCGAUGUCGGGGUCCGGGGCCUCGGUGGCGAUGGCGGCGGGGCGGGUGUCAGUGUGGGCAGUGUGAGGACUGUAUCAAUAUGGACACCUGGGGCGGGGCGUGUGUGCCUCCUGCCCACCAGUGCUACUGCCCCGCUCCCUCCACGCCCACGCCGCCCAUCUCCACCACCUCCACCUCAACCCCAACCUACACUACCACACUUAACACCUCCACUACCAAAACCCCCGCCGCCGCCUCCACACCCGCGCGCAGGUGGAGAAGCGGCGGCCUGCCCUCGCCCCCUUCGAUACUCACCGUGCUCCUACUACUAGUCGCCGCCCUAGCCAGGUUCACAGAGGGGUGCUCCUCCCGCUCCACGCCCAAGCCUCGGCCGCCCUCACCCACCAUGCGGCCCAACAUAACAUUCCAAACCUUCGCCUGCCCGCCCGCCUACGCCGCCUGGUACUGCCUCAACGGCGCCACCUGCUUCACCGUCAAGAUUGGGGAGUCCAUCCUCUACAAUUGCGAGUGUGCUGACGGUUACAUGGGCCAGCGGUGUGAAUUCAAGGACCUGGACGGGUCAUACCUCCACACACGGGAGAAGGUGCUGCUGGAGACUGCUUCCAUUGCUGGGGGUGCCACUGUGGCCUGUGUGCUGGUGUUUGUGGUGCUCUUUGCUGUGUAUGUCUUCAUGCAGAAGGACAAGGACAAGCGCUGCAGGGACUUGGACAACGGACGAGACAACGACCAGCAGCCAUUCUCAGGCUACAAACACCCUCGCCCUGAAAUAAUACGAACAAUUACCAACCCUUAUGCCCGCACUUUAGAGGACCUAAGCUAUGUAGAAGUGCAGCCUUCAAAGCCUACUACCAGCCCAGGGGAUAAGAAAGAGGCCAUCAUCUCCUCCAGUGUGCCUGUCAGUGACACCUGCAGCCCCAGCAGUGGCCCCUCAUAGUGACACAGCUGCCUCACUCCCCAUCCCUGCCCUCACACAUCUGUUGCUUUGUGAAUGUCACAUGCAUGACCCGGAGGACAUUAUUUAAGCCUUACUUGCUGCACAGAGUAGUGUGAACUUCUCUUGGUGCUUAAUAAGUACUCAUCCAACUUAGAUGUCUCAUUUUGUUAGCUUAGGAGAGAUUACUGAGUAGCAUGUAUGUGGCUGGCUACUCUGGCCAACCAAAUUGUAGACACACAAAAUUUGUAUGUCCUCUCUAUGUGAGUGGGUGAUAGGCAUUUAGCUAAGUGUGCACAGCCUGUGUUGCUGCUGAUGGUGAAUGUGACACAUACUCAGUUAUCUCAAGAUGCCUGCUGUGCUGUCUUUUAGAUUCAGAGUAAUAUAUAUAUAUAAUAUUUUAGUGUCUACCAUAUAUAUGGUCUGCCUUGUGUACAUAUGGAUAGCAGUGUUCUUCAAGGUGCCUGUCUGCACACAUGCCCUCCAUAAGUAGGCAUAAGGGCUGCUUUAGUUAUCACAAACAUCCACUGUCUCAUGUACUAGGCCAGGCCCUGGUUCAUCCCGCGAUGAAGUAGGUCACCUCGAGUAUACUUCUCUUGUGUCACAACCGUCCAGAUGGUACUUAUGUAAUUUAAUUUAUAUGUAGAAUCCAAAGAUUAACAGCAUUCAUUUAUGUAGCCUUUUAUGCUUGUAUGUAAAGGUUUAGGUGCACAGUUUAUUUUCUUAUAUGUGUUUCUCAUUUUCUUUACAUGCUGUGCUUUGAUAUUGUAUCACUGUACAUUCCCAGCUUAACAGUUACCCUUAUGUAAGGGUCUGGCAGGCCUUUAGCCACCUAUUCCAGACAAUUCCAUUAGGUCCGUUCCAGUGCUGUGGACUUCAGUAGUGGUCGUUGUUUUCAGGACAUCUGCAGACUUACACUGAAAUAAGGUUUGAGUUUUGCUUUAGAAUCAGUGUGACAGUAUAGUGUGUUGUUGUGGCCAGAGUGACCAUUAUAUGAAAGAGUUGACUGCACCUACUGUAGUCUCCAAUGCCACAGUCAAGUUCUUCAGGAUCAUUUUAAUGAUACUUUUCAGGGUGAGCCUUGUCUCCUCUGUUCUCAGUUAGUCCUUUCAGUUCUUUUCUUCUUUUUUCAUGAUUGUUGUUGAUAGAGCAAGAAUGCUCUAGACCCAGAGCAUUAUAUAGACUCCCUGACAUGGGGCAGUGUAAGUGUGUUUUGUUAUUUAUCUGUGUUUGUGUUUAGCACUGCCAGCCAGCCAGCCAGCCAGCCAGCCAGCAUUAUACUAUUACUUUGUAUUAUGGAUUUCCAGUUUUAGGGUAGGAAGACAGUGUACAUAUUGUAAAGAACCCAAACAGAACUGGGGGUGAGGUUGCCAGAGUUGCUGUGUGAUGAUCUUGAUGUUGCUUCAUGUUUCCACUUGAUUAUUGCAUUUAGCUCCCCUUCCUCAUUUUCCUGAGUAACUCUGGUAACUUUUCCUGGAGGAGCUAUAUACUGCUUAGUUUGUAACAUUUGUAUAUAAAACUAGCAAAUUAUUUGCUUACUGCUGUUCAGCUUUUUGUGUAAGAUUCCUUGAUUUUUUUGUAACUUUUGAUUAUUCCUGAUAGAAUAUCGAUUAUUGCAAAACAUUAUAUAUUGUAAGGUCAGAUUUCCAAGUGAAGGAGUCACUCUGAGCACUGCUACCACAUUAAUAUACCUCGCAAGUUGUUCUGGGUAUGAAGAUGUUUUUAUUAUCUUGUAGUUAUUUGUCUUUAUCACGGAUGGACUAUUUCACAAUAAUUGCUUUUGUUGUUCUGUUUCACCACUUGGCACUGUUCUUGCUUAUUGGUGCUCACAAGCUGCUGGCAUUCAUUUUAUUGGAUGGAAAGUUACAAUAUUUAGAGGCUGUUUCCCUUCAUACUGAGAACAAUUUAAUUAGUAGCAAUGCUCAAGGUGAUGACAAUUCUUUGGAUCAAUAGUGUCAAGAUUCCCUGGAACUGCAUAUCAAAUUCUUUAGCAGUUAGUUACUGCAGUUGUGAAUGGGCAUAACACAGCUUGUGAAGGUUCCUAUCGUGGUGUAAUUGUAAUUUUUUAGGGGUAUUUCCUAAGGCAACUUGUGCUCAGUAUGUCACAAAGGUGGUCUACUUACAAAAGUUGUUCCUCUGAGGAAUAGUGUUAGUAGCAUUUAGCAACCCACCACGUUUAUGUGCUUGUCAGUCAGUGUAAAGCUUCAGUAUUUUCUUGCCUCUCCCCUGAUCAUGAAUAUACCUGGCUUCCAUGUUGACCCCCAGAGGAAUACUAGUACUUAGUUGUCACCCUUGUGUGGAGGCGUUGUUGUCGACACUCUGCAGUGUUGUGAGGUGUGUUGUGUCCAAAGAGUCAGUCCCAGUAAGCACCCUUGCAUUGUUUGCAUCUUUAGAGCCUUUUGUUUGUAGCAAGCUAGAUGGAGCAACAUGAGAAAAAAAAACUGAGCCACAAAAUAGUAUUUAACAUUCAGUAAAUGCAGAAUCCACAUUGAAGGGAUAGGGGCCUUUGGUGUUUCUCUUGCCUCACUACCUCUGAUAUGCCUUGCUAGUCCACAAAAAGCAGCUUUAACAUCAUAUGCAGAUACUCAGUCCUGUACAUUGUGCAGGGUUUGCACUUUAGUUGUCACUACACCAGUUUACAGUAUUUUCCCCAUAGGGCCAGGAAACCAUUUAGGAAGCUAUAAAUGCAAGUUGCAUAAUUUUAGGUAACCAUAAAUAUUAUAUUUUCUUGCUUCCCUGUACCUUUACUCUGAGGCUAUUUGGUAACUUAUAUUUGAUGUGGAUUUUUUAAGAAAAGUGUAAGUUUCCUAGAUGUAUUAAGUAAUUGUACUUUUUUUUAAUCCAGAUUGUGGAUUUUCCAAAAAUGUUGAGGUGUACUUCUCAAAUACACUGAGUAAGAGUUGUACAUCUCCACCUUGACCACUUGUGUAGUGCUGUAGUUCAGACUAUUAUUCACAGUACCCUAGGUUACUGUCUUUGUGAAUGUGAAUGAUGAAAAAUGAAAUCUAAAUUUAUCAGGCUUAGACAAAAUUCCUUGUUCUGAAAAGAGGCAAAACAAAGCAUCUUGUGAGCAUUUCCAAAGAUAGAGUGGAUGUUGCCUCACAUACACACACACAUCCUUAAAGGAAGCAAGUAAUGUUGAUGUGCUUCUAUCCACUACCAGUAGACUAAAGUGCACCUCUGGAUUCUGUUUCCUCUUGUCUCAGUAAAACCUUAGAGUGCAUUAACACGUGUCUGGCUACGGAGAGGCACCAAGCUAGCGGGUUGUAUUACUGAAUUAGAAAAUAAUCGGUGAAUGUAGAUUAAUGUGUCAUAUAAGCAGUCUUGUGUUUUAUUAUUAUUUUUUAUGUAAAAACAAGAAUCCCUCACAUUUUUUGAAGAUUAAAAAUAAUGUUUUGAUUCCAGUUGAUUGUAGCUUUAUUAACAAAAGGGACUUGGAAAUGAAUGAUAGCAGCUGAUUGUCUGUACAGGAAAAUGAAACAAUAUUGUUAUCUAGUGUAUUUUAUUUUAUCAAGUUACUGUCCAUAGAUGAAAUAAAGAAUUUGUUACAGCAGG